Zingiber officinale is the source of this 1790-nucleotide messenger RNA. Its product is annotated as guanine nucleotide-binding protein subunit beta-like. The coding region runs from base 292 to 1428 and encodes 378 amino acids. The record is from RefSeq and is a predicted model, not a curated record. The transcript is spliced from 6 exons. Gene Ontology annotation, molecular function: signaling receptor complex adaptor activity; protein binding. Gene Ontology annotation, cellular component: heterotrimeric G-protein complex; cytoplasm. Lineage: Eukaryota; Viridiplantae; Streptophyta; Magnoliopsida; Zingiberales; Zingiberaceae. Gene Ontology annotation, biological process: G protein-coupled receptor signaling pathway.
ACAUAAAACGUCCGCACCGAGUCCCGUCGACUUUGACUCCAGGCAUCCUGAGUUUUGCUGACGUCAGCGAUGCUCAAUUCCAGUUCGCCUUCGACUCGAGUCCGCCUUCUUUGUCUCCUCGGCUUCGUCCGCCACCUCCGCACUCGCCUGUUUCUCCAAGGCGCGAUUUUGGCGCAUGCAGACGGCGAUUAGGGCGCCGAUCGGGCGCAAGGAGAGGGUAAUCAUCAGUGGUGAUCCUUGAUUUCCGUUUCUUCGCUUCGGUUUAGUUGGAACUAGGGUUGGGUUCCGUGGAUGUCGGUCGCGGAGUUGAAGGAGCGGCACACUGCCGCAACGUCUACGGUCAACUCUCUGAGGGAGAGAUUGAAGCAGAGGAGGCAGUUGUUUCUCGAUACUGACGUGUCUGGGUACGGUAGAAGCCAAGGGAGAUCGGCAAUUAGUUUCAGCCCCACAGAUCUCGUUUGCUGCAGGACCUUGCAGGGUCAUACCGGCAAGGUUUAUUCGUUGGACUGGACACCUGAAAGGAACCGGAUUGUCAGCGCUUCUCAGGAUGGACGACUGAUUGUAUGGAAUGCUUUAACGAGUCAGAAAACACAUGCUAUAAAGCUUCAAUGCCCCUGGGUCGUGACCUGUGCAUUUGCACCAAAUGGACUGUCUGUUGCCUGUGGAGGUUUUGACAGUGCUUGCUCUAUUUUCAAUCUCAAUUCUCAUGUUGAAAGAGAUAGCAUUCCUGUCUCCAGGGUACUUACUGGGCACAAAGGUUAUGUGUAUUCUUGUCAGUAUGUUCCUGAUCAAGAGACUCGGUUGAUUACUAGCUCUGGUGAUCAAACAUGUGUUCUAUGGGAUGUCACAACUGGCCAAAGGAUUUCUGUUUUUGGUGGAGAGUUUCCUUCAGGACAUACAGCUUCUGUAUUGAGUGUCUCAAUCAACAGUUCAAAUUCAAACAUGUUUGUCUCUGGCUCCUGCGAUGCAACUGCACGGUUAUGGGAUGCUCGAAUUGCUAGCCGUGCCGUUCGGACUUAUCAUGGUCACCAAGGAGAUGUCAACACUGUCAAGUUCUUCCCUGAUGGGCAGAGAUUUGGGACUGGCUCCAAUGAUAGCACAUGCCGGUUAUAUGACAUGCGAACAGGACAUCAGCUUCAAGUUUACAGUCAACAGCAUGAUACUGACGAUAAUGAGGUCCCAAUUGUCACGUCCAUUGCCUUUUCUUUAUCCGGAAGAUUACUCUUUGCUGGUUAUUCCAGCGGUGAUUGUUAUGUAUGGGAUACACUAGUGGGCGAGGUGGUUUUGAACUUGGGGACGCUUCAAAAUUCUCACGAGUCACGCAUAAGCUGCUUAGGCUUGUCUUCUGAUGGUAGUGCUUUAUGCACAGGGAGUUGGGACAAGAACCUCAAGAUUUGGGCAUUUGGUGGAGACAGGAGGGUUAGCUGAACCUUACCAUUGACGUUGAUGAGAAAUCAAUCUGGUGUAACCUAAUUGAAGAGAAAUCAAAUGGAUGCUACAAACCUGAUUGAAGAGGACUCCUUAGCCAUUACAUAUUGCCUCUUCUCAUCUCAGGCACUUAGGCUUUGUGUGACCUUCUGUAAUUAUUCAUUUCCUGUGUAUCUUGAACUCCGGUUUAUCCCAACUACUGGAGUUGCGAUAUGUCGUGCUGAAAUUCGAUAGGUUAUGUUUUAAGUUAUUUGAGGAAAUAGCUUGAUAUAGUUUUUUUGGGUGUUAACUCAAAGAAGGAUUUUGUUAUACAUAAUCAAAGGUUUUCAAGGUUCAAUCGAAGCCUAUGAUUUUAAACUCCA